AUGGUUCAACUCAAUGGAAACACGCCCAAGAUCACUCUAUACACCAACCAUCGUUGCCCUUGGGCGCAUCGUGCACACAUUGUGCUAAAGGAGUUGGGCCUUCCCUACGAGGAAGUCAUCAUUGAUUUGGGCAAGCCGCGAGAGCCAUGGUACCUUGAAAUCAACCCUCGCGGUCUUGUUCCUGCGAUUAAUUUCAACGGUGAGAUCAUCACAGAAUCUGGCGUCGUUGCAACGUUCUUGGCCGAUGCGUACCCUUCGCACGUCCUCCCCGCAGCAGGAUCCCCAGAUGCUGCCUUGACCAGGGCAAGAAUCAACUUCUUCGUUGACACUUGGUUUAGCAAGGCGGGCAGCUACUUCUACAAGAUUUUGAUGUCGGGUUCUGAAGAUGAGAAAGCGAAGUUGAGCCAGGAAUUUGUGGAUGUAGUAGGCAAGGAGAUUGAACCGCUCUUGAAAGACGCGAAGCCAUUCUUUGGUGGAAGUCAGAAGGUCACGUUGGCUGAGGCACUGACAGCACCAUUCAUCAUCCGAACAUAUGCCAUGGCCAAGAACGAACUCCUCCCAAAGUCUGUCACAUCCGGCCUUGACGCACUGCCCAACUUCUCGAAAUGGGCCGCCGAAGUCGUCAAGCAGGACAGUGUGACGUACAUCUGGGACGAGGAGGCAGUCAUCGAUGGUACACGAAAAAGGAUUGAGAGCCAGAAGGCAGCUUCCAAGUGA
Alternaria postmessia is the source of this 717-nucleotide messenger RNA. RefSeq lists its product as uncharacterized. Lineage: Eukaryota; Fungi; Ascomycota; Dothideomycetes; Pleosporales; Pleosporaceae. Gene Ontology annotation, cellular component: cytoplasm. The record is from RefSeq and is a predicted model, not a curated record. Bases 1 to 717 code for a protein of 238 amino acids. The transcript has 3 exons.